AUGUUGAACGAAGUCGUCGUCGUCCUUUCAAGGAUCUGGCAUUCAUCCAUUUCCUCAGAUUUUCAACAGGAACAUAAUCAAGGCCUGAAAAUCCUUACAAACAACUUGUUUUUCAUAACUUUCAGAGGAUACCUAAGGAGGAACUUAGAGAGUCCUGAAAUGGGUGGUGAGAUUGAAAAAUACCUGCUGGAAAAACUCGAUGAAGCACUCAACGACCAAUCGUCCAAUAAACAGAAUCUAUGGGCCAAAAUGUUUCAUCUGCACUCUGACUUCAAAGAAUUGAAGGACUUGCUUGAGAAAAAAGAAGAGUCCACGCUGACAGCAGAUGAACAGAAACGCAGGGAAAAACUCUACCAGCUCAAUAAUGUAUUAACAGAAUGGCAGAUGAUAUCAAAGAAGCAGGGUUCAUGCAAUCCUGAGGCACUACAUUCUUAUGAACUCGGUAGGAGAUUAAAACAGAUCAAAGCAGAUCUCGAAAAGAAAAAUGUCAAUGGAGUUUCAGAGAGAGGUACGGAAGUUAAUGGACAACCGAGUUUGCCAAAGGUACCUGACCGAUGGAGUUCUCGAUACGUAGAUCCAGAAAAGGUUCACGGGCUAGAGGAUGAAGCAAUGACCCUGGAGAGAUUGCUUGUCCGAGGAGAGAGAAACGAUCACUUCAAGGCGAUUGGGAUUGUUGGGAUGGCGGGUAUUGGAAAAACAACACUUUGCCAAUUUCUUCUCACCCGGCAACUGGUGAAGGAUAACUUUCUUCCAAGGAUAUGGAUCUGUAUGUCAAAACAAUCCGAUGACGAUCCUGACAACAACAGCAAAGAGAUCGUCAGAAGAAUGUUAGUUUCUCUUGGAGUUGAAAAUGAAAUCAUCAAUUCUGCAGAGAGUCAUGGCCUUUCUGGGCUACUCUGUGCUCUUCGAGUACAGUUGAGGGGUAAGAGGUACCUGAUUGUCCUCGACGAUGCUUGGAACCCCGACACGUUCUUUAAACAGUUGAAUCCUAAAACAACUCAGGCUGGUAAAUUCGUCGAACACCUUGCGUACGCUUUGCCAAAAGGAUAUGGCGGAGCAGUCAUCGUCACAAGCAGAUCGGAGGAAAUAGCAAAGAAAAUGGUGGGUGAAGAAAACUUGCAUCGAAUUCCACGUACAGACAAAGAGAGCUGCUGGAAGAUAUUCAAAGACUCGGUGCAGAAAGAUGGAAAAGAGUUCUCCGAAGACCUGGAAAAGCUGAAAGAUGAAAUUGUGAACAAUUGUUUUGGGCUUCCAUUAGCUGCCAAAAUGAUGGGUCAAAUUUGGAAUGCAAAUCCUCAACAGAACUCUAAUGGCAGUGAUAAUCACCAAGAAACGCAACAGCCAACAGCUUAG
This is a messenger RNA of Ilex paraguariensis (yerba mate), 1353 nucleotides long. NCBI's taxonomy places the organism in Eukaryota, Viridiplantae, Streptophyta, Magnoliopsida, Aquifoliales, Aquifoliaceae. The record is from the annotation of a GenBank genome assembly.